CCCACCCCCAAAGUCAUCAUAUUAUGCAGUCCCAACAGUAGCAAAUUCUUUCUUGUAUUUGAUAAGUACUGUGAGAGAUCGAACAUGGCCGACGAUAGCACAGCCACCUGCAUCGACAUCCUCCUUGCCAUCAUCCUCCCUCCUCUUGGUGUCUUCCUUAAGUAUGGUUGCAAGGUAGAGUUCUGGAUCUGUUUGGUGCUUACCCUUUUUGGUUACCUUCCUGGAAUUAUCUAUGCUGUCUAUGCUAUCACCAAGUGAUCAUCAUCUUUUAUGGACAAUGAAUAAUUUGUCAAAGGACGAUGGUGGUUAAUGGUUAUGCAUGUUUCUCAACUCUUCUUCUAUGAUCGUUUGAUCCCAGAUCGACAAAACUUAUUCUUUUCUGUUUAAUUAUCACUGUCGAUAUUCCUUUUCAUUCUUGUGUUUUUGCUUUUAGUCACUGUUAUUGUCUUGUGUGGAAACCAAAAUGUAUUCAUGUCUUAAUUUAUGGUAAUCAUCAAAUUCAAAUAUAUAUACUACUUGGUUAGUA
Molecule: messenger RNA, 526 nt
Organism: Cajanus cajan (pigeon pea)
Lineage: Eukaryota; Viridiplantae; Streptophyta; Magnoliopsida; Fabales; Fabaceae
Product: hydrophobic protein RCI2B
Cellular component (GO): membrane
Source: RefSeq, a predicted model, not a curated record